This is a messenger RNA of Helianthus annuus (common sunflower), 600 nucleotides long. Its product is annotated as histone H4. Gene Ontology annotation, molecular function: structural constituent of chromatin; DNA binding; protein heterodimerization activity. Lineage: Eukaryota; Viridiplantae; Streptophyta; Magnoliopsida; Asterales; Asteraceae. The record is from RefSeq and is a predicted model, not a curated record. Bases 50 to 487 code for a protein of 145 amino acids. Gene Ontology annotation, cellular component: nucleosome. Gene Ontology annotation, biological process: nucleosome assembly. The transcript is spliced from 2 exons.
AAAACCAUCAAAACCACAUCUUUAAUUUCAAACUUUGAAAACAACAAUCAUGUCAGGAAGAGGGAAAGGAGGAAAGGGACUGGGAAAGGGAGGAGCAAAACGACACCGUAAGGUUCUCCGGGACAACAUUCAGGGCAUCACCAAACCUGCGAUCCGACGGCUGGCAAGACCAAUCAUGUCAGGAAGAGGGAAAGGAGGAAAGGGGUUGGGAAAAGGAGGAGCAAAACGACACCGUAAGGUUCUCCGUGACAACAUUCAGGGCAUCACCAAACCGGCGAUCCGACGGUUGGCGAGACGUGGGGGAGUGAAGCGUAUAAGCGGUCUGAUAUAUGAGGAGACGCGUGGUGUUCUCAAGAUCUUUCUAGAAAAUGUAAUUCGUGACGCCGUUACCUACACCGAGCAUGCUCGCCGGAAAACUGUUACUGCUAUGGAUGUGGUUUAUGCGUUGAAGCGUCAGGGACGCACUCUGUACGGUUUCGGUGGUUAGGUUUGGUUAGUGUGAGGGAAGUUGGAUUUGGAGUGUUUGGUUAUUGUUUUGUGAUGUAUGAUAGUUAAUGGAAUGAAAAGUUAGAUUUGAUUUUAUGAUAUUCGCAAUUUAUA